Thyridium curvatum is the source of this 7803-nucleotide messenger RNA. RefSeq lists its product as uncharacterized. Lineage: Eukaryota; Fungi; Ascomycota; Sordariomycetes; Thyridiales; Thyridiaceae. The transcript has 5 exons. The coding region runs from base 1 to 7803 and encodes 2600 amino acids. Gene Ontology annotation, molecular function: protein binding. The record is from RefSeq and is a predicted model, not a curated record.
AUGGCGACCCGACCAAGUCGAUACCGGUCCUCGACCUCCGCCUCGAACCCUCCAAAGACCACAAAAGCGGCCGAGGUCCUCCAAGGUCUCUUGGACAACCUCUCUUCUCAUAUUCGAACGCGCGGAGUCUCCGGCUAUCCCGACACGCAGGCCCUUAUGAAAUAUGCUCGGCAACUGCACCAGCAUCUGGCCGCGUCGACCCCCCCCAGUCCCUCCCAGGACGACUUCAGACAUUUACACGGCUACCAACACAUCCUAGACCUCCUGAGAUCAUUCUCCGGGUACUACAAUCCCUCGAAGCGUACACAGACAGAAAAGAAGGCCCUAUUUGAGCUCCUGCAUAUUGCACUAGCUGUCUUGUCUGCCACAUUUCGCGGACAUCAAGGAAAUAGGCGCUACUUUCGCCAUCGGGUCGAGGGCGGAGGAUGGGAGGCUCUUGAACAGAUAAUUGCAAGCAUUGGGCUGGGUGGUAGUGACUCGGAUCUAUACUCCAACUGUCAGCUUUUUGGCAAGCUGCUGUCGUUCGCACUUGACGACCAGCGGCUAGAUGAGCUGUGCCAGUCCGUUGCUUCUGCACAGGCGGCCCGCGCAGGAGCAGGCAAAUCCGAGGACGAUGAAGACGGUGCCGCCAAAGGGGAUGCAUCCUUACAAAAGGACGCAGAGAUGGCCUUUGUUGAGACCGAAUUACACAACAUUAUUGGACCCAAGACGGUCCUCCAGAACGCAGAGAUCAUGCGUACCGUCGUCGGCUUCUGGGAAUCCAUUCCCCGGCAAAAGGAGAAAGAUCCUGAUAUAACGUCCUUCGUCGUUGUCACAGCCCUAUCGCUUGUCGUUUCGUCGUCGUUUGCUAACCUGGCGGCCUUGCACACCACUGGUGUCUUGUCGAGAUUCUUACGUCUCUACUUUGGCCAAGGUAUUCAACUCGGUGACCUUGAGAGGGAAAAAGUGCUGGCGCUUUGCAAAUCCAUGAUGAGCCUCGGUGUCAACAGGCUAGUUGAUGCGCAAUUCCUUCUCUCGAACCAGGACCCUGCAGCAUCUGAGUUCUCCCUUGCCAUGGCCGAGAAGCACUGCAACCCGUCCUUCGUUCAGUUCGACCUGUCACUUCAUGGGCAUUCGUCAAUCGAGUUGCCAAACAUAGGACGCUCAUUCCCUCCCCUCUCCUCUGCCGGCUACACCUUCACGGCAUGGCUCCGCGUGGAUAACUUUGAUCCAAACUCCCACACUACCAUCUUCGGCGUCUUUGACUCGACGCAAACCUGCUUCUUGCUGGCCUAUCUCGAACGAGACACCCACAACUUCAUUCUGCAGACAUCUGUGACUUCUCAACGGCCAAGUGUUCGCUUCAAGUCUGUCAAGUUUAAGCCAAACCAGUGGUAUCAUGUUGCCAUCGUACAUCGGCGACCCAAGACAAUGAUUGCCAGCAAGGCCUCGCUCUACGUCAACGGAGAGUUUGCAGAGCAGCUGCGGUCCUCAUACCCAUCUCAACCGCCCCUGGCCAGCGGCAGCACCGAUAGCUUUGCUUCGUUCGCAUCCAAUGCCCAAAAGACAGCUCAGGUCCAAGCUUUCCUUGGAACCCCACGAGAUCUGUCGACCAGGGUUGGCCCGGGCUUGAUAUUCUCAAAAUGGUCACUAGCAACAGCACACCUUUUUGAGGACACUUUGAGCGACGACUUUAUCGCUGUACAUUACCGCCUUGGGCCUCGGUAUCAAGGGAAUUUCCAGGACCGUCUGGGCAGCUUUCAAACCUAUGAAGCAUCUGCAGCCUUGAGUCGUCGCAAUGAGAUGCUCCAUCCCGGGAAGGAAGAGAACUCUGAUAUCCUAAGAGCAAUCAGAGACAAAGCAAGCGUGAUCUUGCCAGAGCAAAAGGUACUGAUGGGUACGAUCCCUGGGGCUAUGUUUCGGACAGAUGGCCAAUUCCUGGAAUCUCUUCUCUUCAGAUCCCUUUCUAGGAAUGCGGCCAGCAAUCUUCUCUCGUUGACCGCUAAGACUGGGACGGCGAUAGCGAUCAACUCCGCUAUACCCUGUGUCAACGAUGCUCUUGUUAGGGCCCAUGGCGUGUCAAUCCUGGCAGGAGAUCCGGUCCUUGCUACACCAUACAACUUUGAUGACAAUCUGUGGCGACUUGGAGGCUUCACGCCUGUUGCCCUCAAGUUGGUGGAGAGGACUACAAAUUCUGAUGAUCUCCUACGCUCGGUUGAGUUUAUGUUUCUCUGCAUAAAUCAGAGUUGGCGUAAUAGCGAAGCGAUGGAGCGGGAUAAUGGCUAUGCUAUCUUGGCGAUGCUCCUGCGAGCCAAGUUAGGAUACCCUGGCUCUGGCCCUGACAAUACUGGCUGGCGGUUGACACUAACCAGUGAGGAGCGAGAUCGUCUGAGUUUCCAACUUCUCAGCCUCGUUCUGGCGUUUGUCGGAUACAGACAUGCCGACAAUCUCGAGUCGUUCAUUGUCAACCCUCUGGCCUACCGUAUUCUGCUCAUCGACUUUGAUACGUGGCGAAAGGCAGCGCGUCUUACGCAGGAGCUAUACUACAAGCAAUUCUUGACAUUUGCGGUCACGAGCAAGCACCACCAGUUCAACAACAGGCGUCUUGUCAGAAUGCGUGUAACGAAACGACUCUUAGACGCAGUCAAGGGCGAAUCGAUCUCGGAGGAGGUCUUGCCUCACUUUCUUUCCGCGUUUGAAACACUCAUCCGGUGCAACUAUAAUGCAGAGGUUCACCGGUCCCUGGCUCUGUUCAUCACAUACGCGCUCCAUACUCAGCCAACUUCUCUCCCGAGAACCCCAAAGCCGCUUUCAGCGCUCAGUCGGUCAAGCACGCCGAAGCCACUUCUCGACACUAAUGGAUCCGUCAGCGCAAACAACAGUAAAAUCCUGAAUAAGAGACAGCUCGCCGUCCGAAUCCUUGGCAUGUAUACAAGAAUGCUGUGCGAGAAAGGGAACUUGACCGACAUUCGCAAAUUUGCCAAGACCGUAACAAACAAGUGGUUGCUUUAUCUGCUCGCGGAAAAUGACCCUGAGAUUGUCGUCAACGGCUGCAAGAUCCUUGCAAGACUUUUGGUCUCGCAUGGUGCCGGAUACGUCGCAAAGUUUGCCACUAAGACUGGCGGCUUCACCAUCAUGGCCCAUCGAUUAAGAAAUUGGUGGGACAUCCCGACACUCUGGCCGAUCUGCUUGUGCAUACUAUUCGGUAAAGAUGUUGCCGAAGUGGACUUUGACAAGCCCUUCGAUUUGACCAAUCUUGCGGCCAUCUCUUCUAAAGGCCGAAUCGUAUAUCCAGAGGCGCUGCCAGUCCUCAUUUCGAUGCUCCAGCACGGCCUGAGAGACGUUUUGAGAUACCAAGAUGAUCCCGACUCUCCUGCCCGCCCUUCAAGUGGUGCUAGAAGCCCUACGGCACAGGUCGAUUUGCUUGAUAGCCGACCCCGAGACAGGUCUAUGUCUUUAGCAGAAGAGCUCGCGCUGAGACAGUCGAACAAGGCAGACAAGGACAGAAUCAGUAGCCAUGCGACUGUUCUGCAAACUAUGGUCCGGUUUCUAGCUGACCUCUACACACGGUCUUCCACCUUCAGAGAUUUCGCUUUAAGCUCUGAAUACGUCCGACUGCUGCUUACUGCUCUUUACCCGGUAAUCGUUAGCACUGAUGCUGUUUCUCCUGAAACCGAGUUAAACUCGAAGGACUCGGCCUUGACGUUCGAGGGUGGCGAUGUUCUCAUAAGACCUGUACCCGGUUCGGCGCUCCCUGCCCCCAUUGUGCGUACGGCUAGCGCCUCGUCAACAGAGUCCGCGGUCUCCCUCGGGGUGCAACCAACGCGAGGCACGCCGCUUCGGAAAGCCUCGUCCUUCAUUCUGUUGAGUGCCCAAAAGUCCCCUCCACCACAGAGUGCUGCACGAUUCAGUCAUGUCAUGUCUCCGAAGAAACAAGUUGCUACACAACAAGUGAGCAAUGUUGUUCUUGAGGGGCUGCUGGAUCUGGUCAUCAAAGUCUUCGCAGACCAAGUCAUGGUCCGAAAAGAAUUCUCUGGAUUUGGAUUAUUCUUGAAAGUCCCACCCGGGUUCCAGGAGCACCAGGCUUACUUCGAGUCGUAUGUCUUGCGGAACACAGUCGAGCAGUUAGGCGAACUUGUCCGGUCGAAUCAGAAGGUCCUUUGCGAACCAAGGAUCCUCACCAAUAUGGCACGGUUAAGUGUUCAUGUGCUCGAAGCAACCUUUGAGGGGUGGUUCAUGAAUGGGGCUCUGACAAUGUUGGACUUUACUGGCAUGCUGCUCGAGUAUCUUCAGCGCCCAGAAGUCUCCUCGAUGAAGAGCGUGCGUCUGUGCAUGCCAGCAGUGGGCACUCUCCGACUUUGCUUCCUCAAGGUAGCUCUGCUUCUCCUCUCGGACAUCGACGAUGCUCAGAUAUCAGACGCAGACGCGCAAUCGGCACUGGAAAAACUGUUCUACUGGCAAACUGUGUUAUUGAACUGCCUGUCGACUGAAGAUGAGUACAUGAAGCUCUUUUGGUAUCAGCUCUAUGCCAAACUGCUGGACAAGAGAGAACCUAUACGUCUUGUUGCCGCCAGCAUUUGGCGUAUUAUGCUGGUGCAGAAGCCACAGGAGUCAGCCAUCACUUUCCGGCAGUGCUCGAAUUCCGACCAGGGCCAGUUGACGAAGGGGUUCAGCAAACUGACUGAAGUUGAUGACGGCGCAUUUGUUGAGUGGGUCGAUCAGCAUAGGCCUUCGCUCGACACCAUUUUCUUCGGAGGCAUGUCCAAAACCUGGGAGGAUUUCGUGGGUGUCGAGAACCAACGUACAUCUGCAACAGCGCGAUCUCGAGUUGCGAAUCGAAAAGAGAAACUGAAGCAAUGGCGUGCCGAGGGGCGGGAGAAAGAGAACGUGCUCUUGCGGCAUGAAAUGGCCAACAGCUCUUGGAUGAAGAGCAUCUACAUGACUGAGCAUUUCAGAUACCAGCGCACGCUCCAAGACCAACAAGACGAUCUGACCUUCCUCAUCUCCAACUUUAGGAGGAUGGAGAGGGACUUGAAACGACCCGGUGCAGUGUUUGCAGAGCCCUCCGUUAUUAAAUGGAAGCUGGAUAGGACUGAGGGGAGAAACCGGAUGCGGCGCCGGCUGCUUCCAGUCUACUCUACACAGCAACAAGACUAUCUACCGAAGCGACGAGCGACUGAUUCUACACCUUCCAGCAUCCCCUUGCGUCUGAAUACUUCGGCCGGGGAGGCUGCGACGGGCCAGAGUCUCAGUGCAACCCCGAUCAACAAUGAUGGGCCUCCGGGUGACAACCUAGGUCGGAAUGCACUCGUCUCCGCUCCAACAGAGGACGAGGUCGCGGACUCGGCAUCAGAGUCAGGUGUGGGACCAGAAGAAGAUUUUGAGCUUGUGGAGGACCCGAACGACGCGGAAGGCGAUGACGCCUUUGAGGACAAGAACAGAAAGGUCAUGCGGAGACUUGAGCACGGCGAUGCAGUCCAGCAUGUUUACAACAUCUCUCGGAUCAUUGGCCUUGAUGCCUGCGAAGGAAUCCUCAUCAUCGGAAAAGAUGAUCUUUAUAUCAUGGACAAUGUGUUCCAGAGGGCAGAUGGCGAGAUCGUGAACGUGUGGCAGGCACCAGUUGAGGAACGGGAUCCAUUCUCUCAGAUUAUCACUGGCACCAAGCCUGGCGACAAGGAGAAGCGCCCGACACUUAAAGCCAGCGAUCAGGAGUCGCGCAAUUGGAAGUGGUCGGAUGUGAUCAGCAUUUCGAAGCGGCGCUUCCUCUUCCGUGAUGUGGCCAUCGAGAUCUUCUUCCGUGAUGGCCGGAGCUACCUCCUGACUGCGCUCAACCCUACGAAACGUGACGAGGUCUUUGGCAAACUCAUGCUCAAGACGCCGCACACCACCGGGCCAAAUACACUGCCCAAUCCUGAGGACGCUUGGCGGCUCGAGGCCCUCAAAGUUUUCGAGGAGGCACCCCAGACAUUCGGAUCCAAGUUCGGGUCCAUCUUCAACUCCUCACCAUGGAACCCGAUCAUGAGAAGGUGGCAAAAGGGAGAGAUCUCCAACUUCCACUACCUCAUGUUGGUGAACACGAUGGCAGGCCGAACUUUCAAUGACCUCACACAGUAUCCUGUGUUCCCUUGGGUACUGGCUGACUAUAUGAGCGACGAGCUCGAUCUGGACGAUCCUUUGACCUUCCGAGACUUGAGCAAGCCUAUGGGUGCACAGAGCGGAAGUCGGCAGAGCGAUUUUAUGAUGCGGUACAACAGUCUUGCCGAGAUUGGCCAGACUCCCUUUCACUAUGGCACCCACUACUCGUCUGCCAUGGUCGUCUCUUCCUACUUGAUUCGGUUGCCACCUUUUGUCGAUUCAUACCUGCUGCUCCAGGGUGGCCACUUUGACCACCCAGACCGACUCUUCUUCUCGAUUGAGGGAGCCUGGAAAUCUGCCUCGCGGGACAACGGCUCCGACGUCCGCGAGCUGAUCCCGGAGUUCUACUGCCUUCCCGAGUUCUUGACAAAUAUCAACGGGUACGAUUUCGGGCUGCGCCAGGGCGGCAAUAAAGUUGACAACGUGAUCCUCCCGCCCUGGGCCAAGGGUGAUCCGAAGAUCUUCAUAGAAAAGCAUCGCCAGGCGCUCGAGAGUCCGUACGUCACGCAGAACCUCCACCACUGGAUCGACCUUGUCUUCGGCUACAAGCAGCGGGGUGAUGCCGCCGUGGAGAAUCUCAACGUCUUCCAUAACCUGUCUUAUCACGGGGCGAUCGAUCUAGAUAAUAUCACUGAUCCUCAGGAGCGAGCGAUUGUCACCGGCAUCAUUCACAACUUUGGCCAAACGCCUCAUCAGGUCUUCUCAAAGCCUCAUCCUGCCCGCGAUCCCGACCAGGGAAAUGCUAAGCGGCUAGAUACAUCGGUCGGCUCGUUGACGAAGCUUCCGUAUCCACUACUAGAGAGUCACGAGAAAGUCGCGUCUUUGAUCUACACGCCCAAGAUCGAUCGACUGCUAUGCGCCUCUCCGUUCAGGGUCAACCUUCCGCCUUACUACGACAAAUUCCUGGAAUGGGGCUACGCCGACAACAGCAUCCGGUUCUACUUUAGCGACAACAGGAAGCCUGCUGGCCUGUUUGAAAACCUUCAUAUCGGCCAGAUCUCCUCUCUGACCUUUGCGGACUCCAAGACUUUGAUCACCGCGGGCGAAGAUUGUGUCGUCACUGUGCACUCUGUGCAGUCGGUGUCUGGAAAACCGGUUGAAUUGCAGCAACGCUCGUCGCUCUUCGGGCACAAGUCGCCCGUCACGACCAUGGCAGUGUCCAAGGCCUUCAGCACUUUUCUGACCGCGAGUGAGGACGGAGGCGUCUUCCUCUGGGAUCUCAACCGCCUCGAGUUCAUCCGCAAACUGCCCAUCUCGAGAGCGGUGGAGUGCGCCCGCAUCAACGAUGUCACGGGCGACAUCAUCCUGUGCUCCGGCCCCAACGUGCUCCUCUUCACACUGAAUGGAGAGCUGCUCGUGGACCAGAACGUCUGUGGCGCGGAGAGCCCCGAUGACUUUGUCCAGUCGUGCUCGUUCUACGAGGGUGCCGGCAAUGAGUGGCUGGAGAAUUGCCUGGUCUUCACCGGCCACCGCAGGGGGCGGGUGAAUGUCUGGCGCAAGACGGCGGGGAAGAACGGGCGCUGGGCGCUCGAGUUCCUCCGCAGGCUCGAUCACAUCGAUCCCAAGUCCGAGUCUGGAGCGAAUGUUGACGCCGCUAUCACAUGCAUUACCCCUAUGCCUCAGCUAGUCUAUACUGGGGAUGAAGACGGGCGUGUGUAUGAAUGGAACUUGAUUCCUCGAGAACGGUAG